Molecule: messenger RNA, 3928 nt
Organism: Trachemys scripta elegans
Lineage: Eukaryota; Metazoa; Chordata; Testudines; Emydidae
Gene: TELO2
Product: telomere maintenance 2
Exons: 21
Coding region: 197-2683 (828 amino acids)
Biological process (GO): telomere maintenance via telomerase; protein stabilization
Cellular component (GO): cytosol
Molecular function (GO): Hsp90 protein binding; telomeric repeat DNA binding
Source: RefSeq, a predicted model, not a curated record
GCGGUUCCGGGGGAGAGACACAGCGCGCCCCGCCCCCACUCGAGCCUCGCGCUGGGUCGGGGGUCCUGCUGGCCCCGUUCCUGCCCCUGCUCUCCGCGAGACCGAGGGGGGCUGCGGGCCGCUGCGGAGCGAGGCAGGCGGGCUGCGAGCGCCUGGGACCGGGCCCGCCCCUCACGUUCCAGAAGUGACUUUACCGAUGGAUCCCAAGCCCUUUGAAGUUGGACAUGCGGUACGAGAAGCUAUCAACAUCCUUUCCUCUUCCAGGAAUGGAGUCCAGAUCUCAGAGGCGCUUGGCACAAUUAAGUGCUACCUAGGUGGAACUGAAAACCAAGCCCCCCUGAAGGAGAGGGAAGAAUUUACCCGUGUGCAUUUUUCUGCCUUUCUGCGAGGUCUUGUCAGUAACCUGAGUCCAGAUUGGAUAGAACUUCUUACCUCUGAUCAGCAGAAGGAAUUAUGGGAUAGCUUUUUCUUGGAAGGGCCAGCUGACCAAGCCUUUCUGGUUCUGCUGGACUCCAUUAUUUCUAUGGGUCCCAGCUUUCGCCUGAUGAAGGUCAUUAGCAUCCUGGAACAGUUUCUGCAGACAGGACGCAUGUCGGCUCUGAUGUGGGAGGUCUGUCAUCAGCAGGCACAGGCUGGUUUACCCACAUUUCAAGAGACCCUCCUCAACAAGGUUGUGUGUCUGCCUGACCACUUGUGCAACAAGCUCCAGGGGAAUAACCUGCCUAUAUUCUUCCCACAAAACUAUUUCCCUCUGCUGGCUACUGAAAUCAUCCAGGUGUUGCAGAGGAUCUCUGACUCAUUAAGAGGUGGCUUGGACUGUUCCAUCUCCUUCAUGUCUCAAGUGCUGGGGAAGGUAUGCGUGCAUGGGAGACAAGAAGAGAUUCUGAAUGUGUUGGUGCCACGCCUAAUGGAUCUCACAAAGGUGGACUGCAUCUGGCAGAGGAUGUGCUGGCGACUGGUCGAGUGUGUGCCAGAUCGUUGGAUGGAAGCAGUGGUUUGCGGCUUUGUUCAGAAAGCACCAGGGGCGGAUGUCUUGUCUCGAUUACUGGGGAAUCUGGUUGUGAAAAACAAGAAAGCUCAGUUUGUGGUGACCCAGAAACUACUACUCCUGCAAUACAGCUAUGUGACUGCAGUGCUGCAGAACCUCCUUGGAUAUCUGGCCCUAGACAGCCUUCGACGUUCCUUAUUGAUCAAAGUGCUGAAAGAACUCCUGGAGACCUGGGGCAGCAGCAGUGCUGUGAAACACUGUCCAGUUGAGCAACAACUGUAUGUUAGCAAGGCCAUCCUGAUUUGCCUCUCCCACCUGAAGGAGCCUGAAAUAGAGAGCAACGGACAAGAACUUCUCACCAGCAUGAUGGGAGGGAUGAAAUGCCGCCUGGAUAGCAACUUGCCACGGGUUCGGCGUCUGGGAAUGAUAGUGGCAGAAAGCAUCAGUUCCAGAAUAACUACAGAUGGGCCCAGCCUGAAAUUCCAGUAUGAAGAUGAUGAUGAGACCAGAGAGCUAAAGUCUCUCCAGCAGACAGCACCACUACAGCUCCAUGUCACUGACCUGCCAAAUGCUGGCAGGAAUAACAGUCCAUCUGCUACACCAAAAGCUGUGUCAAAACCAAGUGGGAACCCACACCCAGCAACCCCUGCAGUGCCAGAGGAGGGAUCUGACUUGGAGCUUGACAGCGAUGAUGAUCUCAUCCCUUACGACAUGUCAGAGGAUAAAGAGCUGAAGAAGAUGAAAGCUCCUGUGUAUAUCCGAGACUGUAUUGAAGUCCUAACUGGAUCUGAAGACAUGGACAAGUGGGAAGCUACAAUGAAGGUUUUGGAGAGUCUGAUUCGAAGGAAUUCAGCUACUACAAGAGAGGUGAGCAUGGAGCUGGCUAAAGUACUGCUGCACCUGGAGGAAAAGACCUACAUAGAAGGCUUUGUGGAGCUCCGUAAGAGAGCCCUAGUGGCUGUCACCAUCACAGAUCCAGUACCAGUGGUGCAGUAUCUGACCUCCCAGUUCUAUUCCCUGAACUACAGUCUCUAUCAGCGCAUGGACAUUCUGGAUGUCCUAGCUUUGGCUGCUCAGGAACUCUCUCAGCCCCAGGCCUCUGGGAAAAAUAAGCCCUGCAGCACCCAGAGUCCCUGCAUCCAGACCGUCUCUGGCAGUGACAGCUCCCAGAACUGGAGAAGGAUUGUGGAUGAGAGGAUCAAAAGCAAGACACACCGUUUGGUGAAGGGUCAGUCUCUAGUGGAACCAGCUUGUGGCCCAAACAAAUUCAGUUCUUUAGCUGGACAUUUCUUCUUCCCCCUGAUUCAGAACUUUGACAGGCCUCUGGUGACCUUUGACCUUUUGGGAGACGAUCACCUUGUGCUGGGAAGGCUGGCGCACACUCUGGCAAUCUUGAUGUACUUUGCCAUCCACACUGUGGCAGCUGCUGCCAUGGGAAAGUCACUGCUGGAGUUCGUCUGGACCCUGCGCUUCCACACAGACUCGUAUGUGCGUCAGGGCCUCCUGUCUGCAGUCUCCUCCGUCCUCCUCAGUAUCCCCAGUGAGCGGCUGUUGGAGGACAUGACAGAUGAGUUCUUGGAGACCCAGUCCUGGCUGGAAGGUACUACAGAAUUCCUCUGCACUUGGAACGGGAAACAACUGAGCUGUCUCUCUCUCCCACUGCUGCGGAGGACUGGUUGGCAAAUGCUGAUUUGAUGGCCAUCCCUGAAUGGGAGAAGCUGCCCCGAGUUGGAGAAGGCACAUCAUUCUUGCAUUGGUCACUUCUGAUAAGCUUCAGCUGCAGAGCAUUUUGAGGACGAGAGUUCUAAGCAGCAUUUAAUUUGUCACUUUCCUUAUUCUGCCUCAUCCCCUUGGGUAGGUUAUGCUAGGUCCUGCCCUUAAAAUUCAGUUACUCCAUCAACUUGAAGGGAUUAUGUCUUUUCUUUGGCUCAGCUGCAGAGGUCCUUGGAGGGAAUCCCCUUUACCCCACAUGAGGCCUGGAGCAGUUUGCAGGGAGUGUGUCUCUUCUCAUGUCAGGACUUCACUGAGGUGCAGGGUCAUUCCCCUUUUCUCCCUACCCCACCCUUGCAGCAUAGUUAGCUCAAGCUCCAUGCUCUGGCAUCCUCUCCAGUUGCAUAUCACAGGCUGAGAAACUGGGGCUGUACACUCUCAUAUGGCUGCUUCCCCCACCUUGAGUAUGGAAACACCAGCCUGGAGCUCUCCCUGAGUUUAUAAAUAACCCUACUCCAGCCGUGUGAGUCAUGUGCUUAGGCUGACACAGUGCUGGGCUCUGAGCACACCGCUUGUGCGUACAGGAUAUCCUCACACAGACUCUCUGCUCUUCCAGACUCUCUCCUGCUCUGACUUCCUGAGUGCAUCCUGAGUUUUUACUUUGAGCCCAUUAUGGGCCUUUGAAAUACGUUUCAUGGAUGUUCUGCAAAUGCUUUAAUUUACAUGCUGCUCACAGCGCCAGGUCUGUGUGAAGGCACCAUGAUGGCUUGGGCCUGUCUUACACUUCCAUCAGCUGACUGCUAGUGAUACUUAGGGGCUAUUCUUAUUCUCCACUACACCCAUUUGUGCACAUGGUUAUGUGAUCUGUUGGUGAUUCUUGUGUGCACAUAGUCUGUUUGUACACAGUUAGAAGCUGCCUUAAAACCUGGCCCUUCUUUCCCUGAUGUCAGGUUCCCACACCACCUACAUUACCUGCCCCCAUGCCACUCACUUUGGAAUUAACAUUCUAAGUGUUAGUGUGCACCUGGGUGAGUGAGCAUGCACCAUAGGCUAAAACCAAUGUUUGGUCUAAGCAAUCUGAGUGUAGAUAUCUCGCUGGAGAUAAGUUGAGUAUCAUCUGGGCAGUAUGAGAAGUGGGUUAGUUUCCUUUCACUGUUAUUGGAUUUCAGCAGUUCAGGAAAGGACUGUAAAGAGCAUCCUUGUUUUCCUCCUACUCUCAAAUAAUAGCAC